AUUCACUCCGUAUUCAUUCUGCCAAAAUCAAAAACAUGUGAAAGUUCAAAACAUUGUUUACAUUUCCAUUGAAGCCGGACUACAAAUCAAAUAAGAUGGCUAAGUACUGCUUACAGUAUUGGGAGACUAUAAAAGAAUUAUUCCACACCAACACAGAAUAUUCAGAUCAAGUGAUUGGGAUUGAGAAGGUGAUCAGGGAUCUGGUUGACAAGAGAGAAUUGCUGCAAGAAGAAGGUGCAGAUCCUGAAGCUGUUGAAUGGAUAGUACAUUGCUGUUAUACAUAUUGGGCACGUUUAGUGCUAGACAAGAGAUGGUUAGAUGUGGAUGAUGAUACCAAGUGCCGCCUCAUGGCUAUGCUAGCUGUAUCCUCCAAAAGACUCCCUAGUAAUGAAUCAAUCUGGCUUGCUAGAGCAUCCAUACUGGCAUGUAAUCCAUGGGGGGAACCUACCCUUCAACAGAUGAUGAUGUUGGACCAAAAACAAGUUGACCUGCAGAAAGCAAUACAAUAUAUUGCAGAGUCUGAUGAUUACAUACUAAAGAUAAGAGUUGAAAUAUUGAUUUUCGAUGGCUGCUACAAAUAUGCUUGGAAUCUUGUGAACUGGCUGAUGAAACUUUACAAGUUCAAGUCCAGCGAUUAUUUCCAGAAAAUCCACUCUCUGCUUUACCUACGUCUGUGUGAUGAUGAGAAAAUUGAACAGUUUACUACCUGUAAUAAAGAAGACAAAGAUACACCUGGGAGUCAUGCAUCAUCUACCUGCAUAUAUACACCAGGAUUAAUCAAACCUCCAACAUUUAUAUACAAACCAGAAACAACAGCAUCUACAUCAAGUGUGAAUGACCUCAAUAUUGAUAAAGAGAUUUGCAAUAGCCUAACAGACUGGAAGGAGGAUGUUGAUAGUAGUGGCUUGGAUCAUAUGUUUGCUGACAUAUCUAUCUCACCUGCAGAUCUUGAAGUAGAGUCUUCAACCAAUGCAGAAUCCUCAAUUCAAAAUUCUAUAAUUGAGUCGAAUAAUGUGAAAAAUCAUAGCAUUAUAGUUGAUUCUCUCCAACCUAAGUACAAAGACAGGAUAACUGAUGACAGCCUUCACUCUGAAGAUGUUAAUGCUGAACCCACAUUGACAAAAGAGGAACAACUACCAACAAAAGAUAGUAACACUAGCUGUUCUGAUGAGCACCUCUCUGCAGAAAGCACUCCUAAUGAUUCUUAUAGAGAUCUUAGAAUGAUGGAUUCUGGUAUUUAUUCAGACAAAGAAACUACACAAAUAGACAGUGACGUUGACCACCAUGAUGAACAUAUUACACUUCCACUAGAAGAAUGUGAAAUGAUUGAUGGUUCAGGCAACAUUGAUGAUCAACUUCCACAGACUACAGGAAUAAAGAAUGUUACCUCACAUGUGGAGGAAUGUUAUGAAAAUAAACCUUCAAGUAACUCAAAAGACAACAUAGCUCUGAUAUGUCCAAUCAUGAAGGAUAAUGGAGUAAACACUGGGGAAUCAAACAUGAUUGAGGUAUCAACUCGUGGGGAAAAUCUGCCAAUCACGUCUUUCGAUGAACAACCCCAGAGUGUGCAAUCACCAGAUAUCCCAUGUAUGACAGGAAUAACAGAUGACAAAAGAAGCAAAUCCCCAAAGAAUGAUGAGGUUAAUUUGGAUAGGUCUAUAACAGCUGUCAAAAGUGGCUCUUUAAUGAACCAUGUAACAGACGAUAAAACUGGAUUUUUAAUGAGUGAUGAUGCUGAAGUAUAUCAAAAUAGAAUAGGGAGAAAAACUGACCCUCCAGGGAAUGAUGCUAAUAAAACUACAUCUCCAAUGAAUGAUGUUUCUGAUGUAGAUGUAAAUGUAGAUGCAACAGCUGAGAAACCUGGAUCUUCAAUGAAUGCUGUUUCCAUUCUUGAUCUUGACGUAACAGCUGACAAAACUGGAUCUUCGAUGAAUGAUGUUUCCAAUGUAGAUGCAAUUAUAACAGCUGACAAAACUGGAUCUUCGAUGAAUGAUGUUUCCCAUGUAGAUCUGGAUGUAACAUCUGACAAAACUGGAUCUUCAAUGAAUGAUG
This is a messenger RNA of Owenia fusiformis, 2052 nucleotides long. The record is from the annotation of a GenBank genome assembly. Lineage: Eukaryota; Metazoa; Annelida; Polychaeta; Sabellida; Oweniidae.